UUUUUGUAAAUAAUAUAACAUGACUUUUUUAAAUUAAAUUUAAUUUGAUUCUGAUACAUUUACAGUGUAAAACAUAAAAUGACGGGUUAAAAUUUGAUUGUUUUUAAUUGCUCUCUAGCAGAGAUUCAAAAAACGCUUCGUUGGAGUAUUGGACCGUAGGGUAGCGCUAAUGUCGUUAAUUUUCCUGCAAUUCCUGCAUGGGCACAAGUCCGUCAGUUCGCGAUAUGGGUUUCCUUGGGACGUGUGUGUACUUUACACCAUCACCAGAAGUUUUGUGAUUGUUUGAAAAGUUGUGCCAUAAAAUGGAAAAGUCCGUAAUCAACGUACUGCAAGAACACUGUAUAACACGAUUCAAGAAAUACCCGGAAUACCUAACACGUGACACCUCUAAGGGCAACUCUCCACUCUUCACCGUCGAGUGCGUUAUCGAAAACGUAAGAUCAGCGGGUAUUGCAUCAUCGAAAAUUGCAGCAAAAACUGACGCAGCCGAACAAAUGUUAAGAAAGCUGGGCAUUUCUAAGUCAAACAACAUGACUGCAUCAAACUACAGUUCAACCACUUAUACAUCACCACCCAGAACAAAUGAAAAUUAUGUGGGAACUUUGAAUGAAUACUGCUCGAAGAAUAAUUAUGUCUAUCCAAAUUAUAGUGAGGGGAUGGAUGGUUCAACAUUUCGCACAAUAUGCCGGCAUCAAUCACUAGUAACCGAGGGCAGGGGCAGCAAUAAGAAAAUUGCAAAACAAGAGAGUGCCAGAGCAAUGAUAGAACUAUGUCAUGACAAAACCAAAACAUCCAGUACUAACAGUGGCAAUAAAGUUAUUUGCAAUAAUUUGAGCGCAUUAUCACUUCAAGAUUUUUGCAAUCCUAAAUGUCAGCCAUCUCAACCAAUUAUUACAUCCACGCCUAAUAAACAAUCAUCUAUUAAGCCGUUUGCACUAUCCAAUCAAACGGAUUCAGUGAGUGCAUUAAAUCUGUACUGCGACAAAUACAAAUACAAAAAGCCUGAAUAUUUUGAUAUUGGCAAAGAAGGAAAUGUAUACACUACUAAAUGUGUGUAUCAGAGUUUUAUGACAAGGGGAACAGGAUUGACCACAAAGUUUGCCAAGCAGGAUAGUGCAAGGCAAAUGCUUGAAAUAAUUGGUGUUAGGAAGCCAGAUGACAAGCCAACAGUUCAAGAAGUGAAUUUAAUUGAUAUGAAUGAUAAUAUUAAUCAUCCAAUUCAGCCUGCAAAACCGCAACUUUUGGACAAAGAGGUUAUUGAGAUAUAUAAUAAGACGACGCCUAUAAAACAUCUUCAGAAAACGGAGACCAACGACAUAGAAGAGUUGAUGUCGUUCUUUGCUGCAAAAAAUGAAGAGCCAAAUUGCGAAAAUCCACAAACGCAUGCGCAUUUGCGGCAAAUAUUGGUCGACAAUAAAGUAAAGUAUGAGAUUGAGGUGUUGCAAAAUCAUGAUCCUUGUAUUAUGAUUCUUAAAGGUAAGAGACUGAUGAAUGAUGGGAAAAUACUUGAUAGAAACUUAAUGGACAUGGGUGAUAGAAGGCAGGAAAUUAUUGGCAAUCUUUUAACCAAAGCUAUUGCAUCCUUUGAAUGCAAACAAUUAUAAAGUUAUAUUUGUUUAAGAAUGCAUAAUCCAUUAUUUAUAGUUUAACUGAGAGUUUCCCACGAUGGCCUCGAGGCGAAAUGUGAUAAUGACACAAUAUAUUAAUUUCCAUUUAUUAAAGUGCUUGUUGUGCUGCAAUUUUAUUUUUGCACAACACGCACAAAAAUGGAAGUCAAUAAAAUAUCAUUUAAACUAUAAAUAAUUUUAAGUAUAUUUUCACUAUCUAUGUUUGUUUUAUCGUAAUUUUGAUACUUUUAUUACUUGUUAUUAAAUUAUAAUUACAUGUCAAAUCCUAGCAAGGAAGGUUCAAUAGAAAAAGACUGCAUGAAGUUUUCCUGAUCUUCCUUGUAGCGCGCCUUGAGUAAAUACUCUCUUGCUAGAUCGUUGUGCGCAUAGUUAUAUCUGGCGGCUGCGCUUUGAUGAAUUACCAGCUGCUGCAUACACUCUUUGAGUCGUUCCUGGCGGUUGUCCUCGUAGUAGUAUAGUUCUUUGUAACGAUGUGCAACAGUUUCAUAAUCAGAGUUAUGGUGAGUUUUAAACGACUCUUUCGAUUCUUUGGAACUUGUUUUGUUAUCGUCAGCAUGCCAUACUUUUAACGAACUUAAGAUUUUCUUAAACAAUGACUGUGUUUGUUCGAUUUUAGUAUGGUGUUGAUGUUUACAUUUUACUGAUACUUUUAAACCUAAAAACAUAGCAUUGAUAAAAUUGUUUUGUUUUUAAAUAUUACAAUUGUUACCUAAAGUGUUAGAAUCCAUGGAAGUUGUAGUUGUAUUUAACGUAGACGACAAGUUUGAGAAUUGCCGGUAGUUGUUUCCUUCGGAUGGGACAAUAUCCAAUAGUUUGGCUAUGAUAUCACCAAUAAAUGGCAUAUAAAUGGGUGAUUUUGUUGCAUGAUGGAAUGAGUUUUGAAAUGUUGGAAGUCUAGUGUCUCGAUACAGCCGGCACAAGUUCUCAAACACUCUAGAAAACAUUAAUAUUGAUGAUGUAAUUUGAUACUUAACGGACAAUAUAGUUUAAUUAAUUCUA
Molecule: messenger RNA, 2627 nt
Organism: Dalotia coriaria
Lineage: Eukaryota; Metazoa; Arthropoda; Insecta; Coleoptera; Staphylinidae
Exons: 3
Coding region: 303-1604 (433 amino acids)
Biological process (GO): regulation of regulatory ncRNA processing; siRNA processing
Cellular component (GO): nucleus; RISC-loading complex; RISC complex
Molecular function (GO): siRNA binding; double-stranded RNA binding
Source: RefSeq, a predicted model, not a curated record